AUGGAUGAAAGCGAAUCGUCCUUGCUGGAGUACCUUGAUCUUUCGCAGCUGACAUGUCUGAACGAAGCUGGACAGCACAAUGUCAAGUCUAUCCUUGCGAGCAAGGUCCGGAAUUCAACAUCUUCGUUUCUGGAGAGUGAUGUUGACGAACAGUUACUCAUCAAUAUCACCUUCAAUCAGACUGUGCGCAUUCGCGCCGUUGCCAUACAAUCACCAACUGUCGUACAAGCCCCUCGAAGAGUGAAGCUUUACAUCAACUCCCCAUCUCUGGGAUUCGACAACAUCGAGGAAGGGGCUUCAAAGAUUGCACAGGAGAUAGAACUCUCAGAAGAUCAAGUGUCCGAAGGCAAGCGGGUGCCGCUACGCUAUGUGCGCUUUCAAGCCGUGAACAGCCUCCACAUUUUCGUAGAAUCAAAUCAUGGAGAUGAUGAGCACACAUGCAUCGGCGCCAUUGAUGUUUUCGGCUUUCCUGUCUUGGGCGCAAGGGAUCUGAGUGGUUUGAAGAGACAAGGUGAUUGA
Messenger RNA from Sparassis crispa, 519 nucleotides. RefSeq names its product Thioredoxin-like protein. NCBI's taxonomy places the organism in Eukaryota, Fungi, Basidiomycota, Agaricomycetes, Polyporales, Sparassidaceae. The transcript is spliced from 5 exons. The record is from RefSeq and is a predicted model, not a curated record. The coding region runs from base 1 to 519 and encodes 172 amino acids.